GCUAUCGUUUCAUCCACACAGCGAAUUAAAAAAUCAAUGCUUUAGAAAUGCAACCCUGUCUGUGGCAGCUGAUUUGAGUCUCUUUAAAAUAUUUAACGAAAUAUUUUAUGAAGAAAUAUUUGUUUACGAAAGAAAUGAACACAAUAAAGAAGUAAGGAAUCAAUGUAUAGCAAAAAACUGUUAGUGAUUUUAAAAACAAAAACAUGAGUUCAACAACAUCUAAGUCACUAUGCAAAAGUUCGAACUUAAAAAUCCGUUCCUCAAUGCGUGGUGUUAAGCGCUGCUCAAGUUGCGGAGAAAUGAAUGGUCAACGAGCGCAAAUAUGUAACAAUAAGAAUUGCAAAUUACGGCAAAAGACAUUAGCAAUGAGAUUGCCGUUUGAUCCCGUGGAAUUGAUUGACAAUACAGUAACAGAAGUUGCUUCGACUUAUUACUCCAUACGCUGUAAAGAACGUGAUGCACAGCCUCGCAAUUUCGUCCAUAUAACUGAAGUAACGUUGUCGAAGGAAUCGCAACAUGCCACGAUCAUGGCUCGAAAGACCAUUUGUUUUGCAGAUACGUGUAAGUACGACACCAGUGAUACAAUGGGUUUUGUUAGUUGCAAUCACGUCAAAGCAUGCAGUGUAGAUCCUACUAAGUCGAUACCUAAAGCAGAAGUUUUUACGGUUGCAAGAGAAGUUGUUUGGAAUCUAAAUAUAACUACAGAGCAAAAACAACGCCUGUGGGAUUUGUAUAAAGCUGGUGAACAAAAAAUUCCAUCUGUCCAGCGCAUUAGUGCUACCGCUUUUGUCGUAAAGUGUCUAAAAUCGAGAAUCUUUCCUAUGGGCUAUUUACAUGUGACAGCCACUGGCAAGCAAUUGUCAGCUAAAAAACAUGUUAGUACUCAUGUUUGUGCUUGUAAAAAACUUAAAAUUAUUGUUGAGUCUGAUAAUUCAGUGGUUAUGCAAGAAGAAAUUUGUGAUCAUAUUUUACUUGUCCUCGCUGCCAUCCUGAGUAAACCGAAUGGCAAAACUGUUUAUGAAAACUUUACAAGUGCUCUCAAACCAUUUUGGAUGCCUACUACCUUAGAACUUCCCUUGCUUGAUACAAUGCAGGAGGAUGCAUUUUUUGGGCCAAGCAUUAAUAUUGGUGGAAGUUUCGGGGAUAAAAAUGAUCAAUCUUCAGCUGAUGAUAUUUUCAUUUUUGGUGAAGAGUUUGAGAUGCCACUACCGGAUCUGGGCGAUGUUAUACUUGACAUAACGCCUGAAGAUAUGUUAUCUCUUCAGCAAAUAACUGAUAAUACAAUAAGUGGAAUUACGGCAACAAGCACUUCUGGCCAAAGUAAAAUUAUUGAGCCGGUUAAUUGCGCAGGCGAUCCAAAUUUAGUAUCCAGUUGUGAUUCCAACGAAAAGGAUCAAGACAUGCAAUUGAAUAGUAUAAAUAGUAUAAGUAGCGCUACCACAGUUGCAGCAUGCUUAGCAGAGGAAUCUGCUACGCUUCCUGACACUGCUACUCAUAUGGAACUUAGUGAUUGCAAUAUUGAACUAAUGGAUCAAUUUCAGUUGACUGAUCAAAUAGAUCUAUGCAGUGAUGAUAUAUCCUUGCCAGCAUUAGUAGCUGAUCAGUCAAAUUUAUUUUCUGUAUUGCAAGGUGCAACAGUACCACUAACAACAGCUAUUACAAAUAGCUCAGCUGAUACUUGCCUCUCUACUAAUAUAAGCUACGAUUUGUCUGGUAGUAACACCGUUUCUAAGUCUUUGUUGAAACCAAAAACUUUAACAACUGCUAGCACAACUUCAUUGAUUACAGCAGAUCCAUCUGCAAUAGAAACAACUUUACCACCAAUAGAAUUACCUACAAUAGCGGUAGUUAAAAAGUACCCAGUUAAGGCAUCAUCACUAGUAACAGAGGUUAAGACUCGUUUAUAUCCACCAAUACCAGCUAAACGAGCUUUGAUUGUCAACACACCAAAGAGUCAAACUCCAUUAGUUGGGGUGGAUACAGAUAUAAAUGAAGAAGCAGCGGAACCUUCGCUUGCCUAUUCAGCGUGGCUUGAGUACGUUAUAGAAAUAAUUAACGAUAGCGUAGAAAUUGUCGAUGAACCUAAUAUCAAGCAUAGCUUUCAUGUUCAUGAGGAAAUAUUUUCGCAUUUUAGUAAACAAUUUAGUGUGGGUAUUAAGCGCCGAAUGCCGAAUUUCACGACACUAGUAAAAAAUGGAAAGUAUAAAGGUCUUAUAAAAUACACAUGGUACUUUACUACUGCUUCCACAGUGCGCAGAAUAUUUAACACCAAAAAUGUUUCUAUUACUUUGGAGAGAAUAUUUGAACGCACAAAUGAUGGCUUAUAUAUUCCUUAUAUACGUGCAACUAACAACAACUCUGAUGAAAAACAUAAACGCAUAUAUCCUAAAGUUUCUCUGUAUAUGGCACACAUCUGGUUCGAAUGCAAAGAUAAUAAACAUAAAAGUUUUAAAAUCGAGUGGUUGCCAAAUGCAUUUCCUAAAAGUCAUUUUGGAAUUUUGAACAUAGAAUUUUCACUUGAUAUAAAAUAUCCAAAUUUGGUGAUAAAAGAUACGGCAUCAUAGAGACUUACAUUUCUUUGUUAGAUACAAAGUUAGUUAACUAAUUAUAAGUUCAUUCUAAAA
Molecule: messenger RNA, 2624 nt
Organism: Teleopsis dalmanni
Lineage: Eukaryota; Metazoa; Arthropoda; Insecta; Diptera; Diopsidae
Exons: 5
Coding region: 204-2564 (786 amino acids)
Cellular component (GO): nucleus
Source: RefSeq, a predicted model, not a curated record